This is a messenger RNA of Brettanomyces nanus, 3591 nucleotides long. RefSeq lists its product as uncharacterized. NCBI's taxonomy places the organism in Eukaryota, Fungi, Ascomycota, Pichiomycetes, Pichiales, Pichiaceae. Gene Ontology annotation, cellular component: nucleus. Gene Ontology annotation, molecular function: transcription coregulator activity; double-stranded DNA binding; protein binding. The coding region runs from base 1 to 3591 and encodes 1196 amino acids. Gene Ontology annotation, biological process: regulation of transcription by RNA polymerase II. The record is from RefSeq and is a predicted model, not a curated record. The transcript has a single exon.
AUGGAUUCUAUAAUGAUAUCUCCUGUUUUAUCUGCCAUUUCACCUCAAUCACAGCCUCAACAACAGGGCAUGCGAACUAAUAGUGACAUAAAUGACGUUGAUUCGGCCUAUUUCGAUGAUGAUUUGUUGGACGAAUUUCUAGAUUCUCGUCUUUAUGAUGAUCCUGCUCAAUUGGCCAAUGAGAUUUUGGCAACCUCUCAGCAGCAACAACAGCAGCAACAACAGCAGCAACAACAGCAGCAACAGCAGCAGCAACAACAGCAACAGCAAAUACUUCAAGAAGUUCAGUUCAACUCUCAGAACUAUGAUUCUUCUGAUUUAUACAACGCUGAGCUACAAAUUCGAGAGAUAAAACGGUACCAGGAUGCCAAAAACGUUCUUAUGAAGCUCAAAUUUGGCGACAGUCGUCACGGAGGCAAGCAAAGUAUCAAGCAGAGUAAGCAGAAGAGCCCUAUAACCCCUGAAAUGCCGGAAAUGUUCAAAUCCACUAUCCCUUCUGAGUAUUUGAAUGCAUUAAAUGACUCAGAAUUGCCUUAUCACCUUAGUAUAUCCGACCUACCAUCUUGUUCGCGUGUCGAGACUCAAAUCAGGCUGAAAUUGUCUGUUUCUCCGCCCCCCCCUCAAUUUCUAUUGCACAUUCCUCGUGGGAUCGUCGCUAAACCGAAGAUGACGCUCGAAGAUCCAGAAGUUUUAGAUUCUUUAAAGGCCAACAUGCUUUAUUUGGAUACUUUUGUUGUGGGUGCACAAGCAUCUACAGAAGAUCAGUCCAAUCUACGCAGUUUUAAUGUCUGCAGAAGGUGUAUGAGACGUGAACUGAAGCGUGCCUCUAGGCGUAAGUCUGGAAUUGUUGAAGAAUCCAGCGGUUGGAAUAUCAAUAAGCCUAAAAGAGCCAUUAUCUUCAAUUGUAAGGAAGUGGUCUCGUUUCCUCAGCCAUCUGGAGGUCUAACUAAUGAGUCUGAACGUAGUAUCGAGAUUCUAUCCCGUAUAGUUUGUUAUUGUCGUCAUCAUCAAGAGCCGCGUGGUUUCAGAUUGCUCUUUGUUCUUAAGGACAGCGAUGGUGUUGUCCUUGGAAAGACCUUUUCCGAUCCUAUUAUGAUUAUGGAUCGGAAGAAGUCAAUCAAAGGAAGUUCAAGUAAGCAUGGUUCCGUUGAUUCUGUGGCCUCUUGCAGAACGUCUCCUGGAGGAGUCAGUGCUGAUGAAGCCAAGCAUUCGAACUCGGGUCUUUCAGAGUCCUCGAGUGACUUCACUACAAGUGCCAGUGCAUCAGCAGCAUCAGUAUCGGCGGCAGCAGCAGCGAUUGGAGGUAUGACUCCAGCAUUUGUUAAUGCAGAUGAUAUAAGACCUAUGAAGCGUCAAAAGAGGCCUUGGUCGCUCUCUGAAAAGCCUGGAACUACAUAUUUUGACAGUGUUUCACAACGCAGAGCCCGUAAAAACGACUCUUUUUCAGGUAUGAGUGUGAAAAAGGAGCCGAUUUCUCCUAUGAGUUCUGAUACAUUGUCUCCUCAGAAUAACUUGUACACGUCUUCAGCUACCAGCGUGUUUUCUACGACGCCUGAGAAGAAGAUAUGCAUUUCACCAAGUUCACAGAUCCAAUCUUUACCUCCGUCUCAGUUGGGCAGACAUCCAUCAUCGGUUUCGUCAGCAGGAUCGUCUUCAGCAGCGGCACUAACCUCAGUAACAGACAUGGCAUCUAGAAUAUCUCCACCCUCUAUUCAACGAAUUAUUCCCGCUCAAGGCCCUAUUCGAGGUGGAGUCGAAGUGACAUUACUUGGGUCGAAUUUCCGUCCCGGAAUGGGUGUGAAAUUCGGUGCCAAUUUGUCCCUGGCGACACACUGUUGGUCUGAUUCGACUCUGGUUACUUAUUUGCCCCCUGCCGCGCAAGCAGGGCCCGUUUUGGUGACGAUUCAGGAUGGAACGGGUGAAAUUAUGGCCACAAAUCCGGCAUCUCAUCAAAUUUUUACCUACACGGACGAUUCGGACCGUCAAUUGAUCGAAUUGGCAUUGCAGAUCGUUGGUUUGAAGAUGAAUGGUAAGUUGGAGGAUGCUAAAAACAUUGCCAAGAGGAUUAUUGGUAACAAUCACGAGGGUCAGGAUGACGGAUCCAGAGGCUCCGAAAUGAGAGGUGACGAUGAAGGUAUAUCGUCGAUGUCAAUUGCAGAUACUUCUGCAUGGCUGGAAGAGGCUUCGAAUCGGAUGAAGGAGCUAUCCAAGACCGUUAUUAUAGACCACGAGCAAAUCCUGGUGAAGUUCUUAUCAAUGGUUGAUUUGCCUAAUUCACCUGUGGUUACUCCUAACUGGGCCAUUUGUACUUUGGAAGGACAGACGAUGCUUCAUUUGGCCUGUCAGAGAGGUUACUUCAAGUUAGCACGCUAUCUCAUUGAGCGCGGAUCUAAGGUAGAUUCACAUGACAGUAAUGGUCUUACUCCUUUACACUAUGCAUUGAUCUACGGCCGUAGAAACUUGAUUGUUCUGCUUAUUCGUUGCAAGGCUUCUUUGGCCUCGAAAUUGAAUAAUGGCGUGUCACUCGAGGAUAUUGCGGAUCCAAAUGUGCUAGAUUUGAUUGAUGUGGCUGGAACUGGAAGUGAACAAGGUAGUUUCACAUCGUUAAGCAGAGAACAGUCUCUGGAUUCACUUUCGUCUCUUUUGGAUGACAGUGAGACGUGUAGCUUUAAGGAGAUACCAACAUACGGUAGUAAUCCGUUAGGCAGAAGAAGGUUCCAGUCUGAUUCUGAGUUUGAAGCGGACUCUGAAGACAAUACGGAUUACAGUGUGAACAGUUUGCCGAAGGAAGACGAGUAUCAAGGAGAUGAAAAGAGUUUACAACAGCUGCAGAAUUCUGGAGAUAUAAGAGAAGAUAAGGAACAGGCAGAAAAGCAGCUACCUAGAAGAAAGACUAUUGGAUCUGGUUUCUGGAUGGCGAUGAGAGAUGCGUUUGUGCCAAAACUCGAGCAUUCAGCACAAGAUUUAAGUGAUGAUGCUGCUUUGACAGUAACAGAUGAAACGUUGACGAUUGUAGAUGAUCGAGAAACAGAUAAUGCUACAGUUGUAGCAGACUCAGGAGUUGCAGAAGAGGAAGAAGAGGACGAAGAAGAAGAAGAAGAAGAGGAGGAGGAAUUACCGUCGUAUGAUGAUUUGUUCCCCAAUGGAGGUAGUUGGAGAGCGCUCAUCAACUUCCGAAGCCAUGAUCAUGAUGAGAAGAGGCAGAUUUCAACAGCAGUUGUGACGUCCUCGGAAAGCGAAGUUGAAUUACCAAGAAGCAAAGAAGAAGAAGUUGAAGACGCUAUUAUCACCCUGAAAUCUCGACAGCAAUUGAAUGCUGAUAAGAGAUUAAUGUUCUUCUGGCUACCAUUUAUGGUUGUUCUCCUGCUGAUAGUGCUUUGUAAUCACUUGAAUUUGAUCAAGUUCAGCGAGUUUUCUGCAGUUUCUAACGCUGUUAGAAAAGCACGUGACGUAUUUGGAUCGGUGAUGAUUGGAAAAGAACGAUUCACUAAUUUGUUGAACAAGAACUUGAAUUUUGGACGAGAAAGAAUGGGGAAGGUGUUUAAUGAUAUGAAUGAUGCUGUUCUUACAGCCGUUGGAGGAAGACAAUAA